AAUGUCGCAGUACAUCAAGUGCUACGGCAGGGUACGCCCGUCGGCACGGCUUGGGGCACCUUCCGAGUCUCUCUUUGUGGGAGGACGCGUUGUGACGAUUGAAACUGAUAAUGGAUCCAAAAGAUAUGAGCUCCAUCAUAUCUUUGAUAGCUCUUCAUCACAGGAGGACGUCUUUGGAACAGUCGCGAAGAAGAUUGUCGAGGAUUGUGUGGAAGGCUAUAAUGGGACCGUGUUCGCCUAUGGACAGACAGGUUCUGGAAAAACCCAUACAAUGCUUGGUCCUUGCGAUUCAUGGACUGACCAAGAACUUAUGGGGCUCAUCCCUCGAUCAGUGGAACACGUUUUCCAGCAUCUGGACACGAAGGCUAAAGAGUGUCAAAAGUUGACGUUCUCCGUUUCUGUUGAGUUUGUUGAACUCUACAACGAAGUCAUCUACGACCUCUUGAAUGCGAAGAACAAAGUCCAACUCAGAGAUUCGGGAAAGGACAUUCAGCUUGUUGGAGCCUUGUCGAAAAACGUUGAUAACCCGCUCGACUUGAUGCAUUUGGUCCAAAAAGGUUGGCAGGAAAGAAGCACUGGCUCGACUGCAAUGAAUGCCGAAUCGUCAAGAUCACACGCGCUGCUCAUCAUCAGGAUCAAAACGCAGGAGCGAACAGGAGAGCUAGUCAAGGAAAGGUCAUCUAUCCUGAACCUUGUGGACUUGGCGGGAUCGGAGCGUCAGACGCAUACAAAAUCAAGCGGAGAUCGACUGAAAGAAGCGACAAAUAUCAACUCAUCUCUGACAGUGCUAGGCCGUUGCAUCCGUCUUCUUGCCGAUCCUUCGAAAGCUAAAGGACACGUUCCAUACCGCGAUUCUCAUCUCACUCAUAUUCUGAAGAACUCGCUUGGUGGCAAUUCAAAGACGGCUGUUAUCGUUAAUAUGCACCCGGAUCGUGAUUUUGCACAGGAAAGCAACUCCACCUUGAUGUUCGCUCAGUCGUGCACGAUGAUCAUGAACAUUGCCACUCGAAAUGAAGUUAUGACCGGCGACCAGGAGAGCAGCUACAAAAAAGCCAUUCAAGAACUACGCCAAGAGGUUGACGAAACGCGGGAAAAGGUUCGGACGGAAUUCGCAUCACAGUUGGACGAAGCCGAAGUUGAACAACUUCGACUGAAGACAGAAAACAACUCCUUGAGAUUGGAAAACGUCGAUCUUCGUGCAAAGUAUGACUUUGCUCUUCUGAAGUACACGAUCGGAUCAGAAAACGAACAGAUUGUUAACGAGUUCAAGAAGAUCAUCAGUGAAUUCAGUGCCGCAAAUAGCAGUUCUCCAUUCGAAUGCAUAGCUCUGAAGAAUCAAACGCUCCAAUUGGAGAUCGAAGCCAGCGAGAAGCGAUACCAGGAGCUGCAAAAGGAGACAAGUGCUCUGCGAAAUCGCUAUCAGGAAAAUCUGGACGCGACAAUCUUGAUGCAAACACCGUCGGCAAAGGAGAGGAGGAGCAGUUCGAGACCCAAACGCCGGGAGACCCAAUACAGACCUUCACCUGCACGAAUGGCUUUGUUCGCUGAAGUCGAAACCUCGGAGGAUGCCGUGCUCGACCUACAAUGUCAAAACGAGAAGCUCAGUUGUGAACUGAGCUCAUUGAAAGACAAGCACGAAGAGGCAACGUCAAAGUCAAUCGAGACGGAACGAUUGCUUCAGGGAGAAAUUGUUGCAUUGCAAAAAGAAGUUUCCAUUGUAUCCGAGAGUCUGAGGAAGUCCGAAGCAGUGGCCGAGGGAUACAAGGAGAAAGUGACAGCAAACAACUUAACACUCGAUAAGUUGCUUCUCCAUAUUGAUGCUUCGAGAAAACGCAUUGCUGAACUCGAGUUGAGCAGCAAGGAGAGUGAAAAUCGAUCGAGCGAAGAAUUGGAGGAACAACGUUUGUAUUACGUCUCCAUGAUUGAAGAUCUCGAAAGGAAAGCAUCUGACGAGUAUGCUGCUCUUCGUGAGGAGUUGAAUCAAAAGACGCUGUCUUCAAAUUUACUCCAAGUUCAAGUCGACGAGCUCCAACUUUCAAAUGCCACAAUCAAGAAGCUUAACGCUGAUCUAAGCACCAAAGCCGGCCUCAUUCGAUCUCUCGAGGAUUCCAUCGAGAAAAAGUCUCAGAUGAUCACUCGGCUGGAAGAGCAGGCCGUCCUUGAUAGCUCCGAGUUGAGCUCUACUAAGCGUCAACUGGAGCAUUCAAGGCUGGAAGCGAUUCAGUGGAGGAAAAUUUCCGAAGAGACCACUUCUGCCAUGCAAACACAGCUCAAAGAUCAUCAAAAGGAUAUUGACCAAUGCAGGCACAAGAAGAAAUUGGAGAUUCAAUCAAUGCAACUCUCGCUGGACAAUGCGAACGCUAGAGUGAAAGAAUCCGAAGCAAUGAUGAAAAAACUUCAGAAUGACGAGAAACAGAAGUUUGACAUGAAAAUGUCUGAAAUUGAGAACACCUUCAAAGAGAAGCUUUCUGUUAGCUUGAAAAAGCAAGAAGACACCAUUCGAAGACAGAGCUUGGCCGAGAAUCAAGGAAAGCUAGAAGUCAUGGAAAAUAAGAAUCGCGUGCUCUCUGAGACAAUAGAAUCUCUUCAAUCGCAGCAUUCACAGGACACGGAGGUCAUCAACGCAGGUCUGCGAACAAGAGGAGAUCGGGUGGGUUACGUGGAUAAACUUCGCGUCGAGAAGAAAGCUCUCGAAGAAACCAUUUCUCAACUUCGCUCAGAGAAUGAUAAACUGAAGAAGAUCAUGAGAGGAGAAUCGGCCAAUAAGCCAGUGCUUCGCAGUCAGACCACAAAGCCAUAGGACAAAUCGUCUUAAUUUAUUUCUGUAAAUAUUAGCCCCCCCCCCCCCGCUUUCUUCCAUAUCGAAUACUCACUUUAUUUUUACCAUUGUCAAAGAUAUUUUUUCUCCCCUCAUAUUAUUUCAAGUUCUAUUCCCCCUAUUAUCAUUUUGACACUUAUUUUAGUUAACUUGGAGUAAAUUUUUAACUGCUCUAGUAAACAAAAACUACAACACUGCUUCUAUUCAAUUCUCAAUAUGGACUUACGGUUCACUUGUAUUGGUUGGAGUAGAAUUUUAGACAUCUUUUUAUCUUUUAAGCAUAGUCUUCGAUGAUCACGGAAUUUUAACAACGAAUGGUUGAUAUUUAUACAAAAGGCUUAUUCCAGGGGUGCGCGGCAAUUUCCGAAACCAUGUUUUG
Messenger RNA from Caenorhabditis elegans, 3197 nucleotides. RefSeq names its product Kinesin motor domain-containing protein (gene klp-18). The coding region runs from base 2 to 2800 and encodes 932 amino acids. The record is from RefSeq and is marked reviewed. Lineage: Eukaryota; Metazoa; Nematoda; Chromadorea; Rhabditida; Rhabditidae. Gene Ontology annotation, biological process: microtubule-based movement. Gene Ontology annotation, cellular component: cytoskeleton. Gene Ontology annotation, molecular function: ATP binding; cytoskeletal motor activity; microtubule binding. The transcript has 7 exons.